Molecule: messenger RNA, 3087 nt
Organism: Oryzias latipes (Japanese medaka)
Lineage: Eukaryota; Metazoa; Chordata; Actinopteri; Beloniformes; Adrianichthyidae
Gene: akap8l
Product: A kinase (PRKA) anchor protein 8-like
Cellular component (GO): nucleus
Molecular function (GO): DNA binding
Source: RefSeq, a predicted model, not a curated record
GCUUUGAAGUCACUACUUGCUAAAGAUAUGUUCUCACCUGGGAGCAGCAUCUAGAGAGAUAAAAGAGAGUUUUGGGUUUCACGAGUUUAAAGAUCCGAAGCUUCUUCGUAAAUGAAUAGUCAUGAAGAGUCUUCUUUGGGAAGUGCGUACGCAGCUGGAGUUGAUCACGUAACACUACGUAACCUGCCGCAGAAUAGUGCGUCGAGAUUGCCACUUGGGACGAUCCCCUGUCUUCCUCUUCGUUCCUAUCUUCAUUGAAUUGUCCAGAAGGGAUACGACGGUGCAAUGGACGGUCGCGGUUACGGUUCUAGUUACUCCAGCUGGGGAAGUGGAGGUCUGGGCAGUAGAGAUUCAGGUGGCUUUGAAUCGUAUGGGGGAGGUUAUAAGGACUCCAUGUCUGGCUCCGGGGGCUUUGGAGGAGGCAGCCAUAUGAAACGAGGAAUCUCUGGUGGAUCUCCGCUUUCAUCUGGAGGCACACAUGCGGAUGCAGUCAUUGCCAAGAUUAACCAUCGCCUGGACAUGCUCAGUCAGUUCGAAGGAGGAUUUAAGGGGCCCCGGGGAGAUGGGUUUGACCAGUACGAGUCCUUCGACUCGCGCACAUCUGCUCUCCCCUCCCGAGAUCUCUACAGAUCUGGUGGCAGUAGCUUUGGUUUUGGGGAUGUCCGUGGAGACAGCAUGCUGUUGAAUCAGCAAGGAGGCUCGACCUUCGGAGGGGGAAUGGGGCUGGGAGGAGGAGGAGGAGGCUUUGACAGCCCUUCCUCUGCCUAUGGUGUCGCCAAAAUGCGACAGAAUAUGAGGGAGUCCUUCGCCAGUGGCCAAGGAGGAGGUUCUGGAGGUGGAGGAUGGGUUGGAGCAAACCGACGUUCCCCCAGAAGGGGUGGAAGUGCUGGGGGUCGAGGAGGGUUUGGGGGCCGCAGGUCUGACCCCACUCCAUUAGGUGGAGGUUUGCGGGGAAGUGGCAGCGGUGUUCAGUCCCAUGGCGGCUACUCUCCAGGAGGUGGUAGAGGAAAGCUCCCAUCCCUCCUGUCCAACCGCAUGUACCCUGAGAGCGGGGGCUUCCAGGGUUCUGCUGCAGGGCCUCACGACUUUCCUGGGAGGCAUUUUGGAGGGGGCCCAAGGGCUGGCCGCCAACGAGGCCGCAAGAGACCCCUCAACAAACAGGUGAAACCGCAGGGCAACUUUCAGAAGAAGAGAAAGAAUCCAGCAGAAGCUGAUGAGCCAGAGUCAAAGAUGAACAGGAAAGAGGAUGAAGGGACGGAAACGACACCAGCAGAAGAACCAGAAAAAGCUGAUGAUGACAAAGCAGAGACGGCAGCCGAUGAGACGCAACCCACUGAAGGAGAAGAUGUCGCUGCUCCCAAACAGGAGGAAAUGACAAAGCCUCAUGGAAAACAGAGCCAAGGACAGGAGAAGUCAAAAAACAGGAAGAGAAGAGGAUUCUUGGAAAGAGUGAUGUUUGCAUGUUCCGUGUGCAAGUUUCGCUCCUUCUACAAAGCCGAUAUGGAAGUUCAUCUUGAAAGUCGCUUUCACAAGGAGCACUUUAAGUUCCUUUCCAGUCAGCUGUCCAAGCCCACCACAGACUUCUUACAGGAGUACCUUAUGAACAAGUUUAAGAAAACUGAUGAACGGGUCAGCCAGAUGGAAAAUCACAGUGCUGCUAUCUGCCAGAUGUACAGAGAACAGGACUUGACCAGGGAACUGGGCAUGGAGCACUUCAUGAGGAAGGUGGAGGCAGCUCACUGUUCAGCGUGUGAUGUUUUCAUUCCCAUGCAGCCCCAUCUGAUCCAGAAACACAUCAAGUCUCAUGACCAUAACUACAACCGAAAGGGAAUGAUGGAACAGUCCAAGCGAGGAUGUCUGUCAGUCGCUCGAAGCAUUCUUAACCACAAACUGAUUGGCAAGAAGCUGGAGAGCUACCUUAAGGGUGAAAACCCGUUUGUUGGUAACCAGGAUGAGCAGGAUCCAGAGGACUCCAUAGCGAACGAAGCCUCUGAGGUAACCAGUGAGGCAGCAGCUGGUCAGACAGAGGUCAAAGACGAACCUGUGCCUGAGGAAGAGACUGUCAAAGAAGAGAUGGAAGAGGUGCAGAUAGAACCGCCGGCAGCUACAGCUGCAGACCAAGAAGAAGAACGAGAGGGCAACAUGGAGCAGGACGGAGACAAGGAGCUGGAGAAUGCAGAAAUGGAGGGUUUUGAAGUUGGAGAGGAUGAAGAUGAGGGAUACAUAGUACACAAUGAGUUCGAGGAAGGGGGGUUCCGGGAUCCUGACGAGGAGGAAGCGGGGGCCAAUGUUGCCUAAGAAGACAAAGUUAACGCUUUAUUUAAUGUGCAACUUUUUGACCAGUAUUUUGUCUCUUAUCACCCCCCCCCCCAAAAUCCUUCCUGUCUGCAUCUGAGGGCCAGACAAAAACCAGUGAAGUUGUACCACAUCAGCAGAACAUUAUGCAGUUUCAAGUGUAGCUUUGCAAAAGGUUGUCUGAGCAGCGGGGUGACAUCUUAUCAAAGGGAUGCUGCAUAUCUGCUUUGAGGAUGUUCAUCCACUACAAAGAGGCCCAUCCAGUCCUGCUUUUGCAUAAACACAUGCAAAAGUCCCUGCCAGGACCAGGCCCUUACUUUGGUUUUUGGGAAUAGUGAAUGUUUCCAACACUGUUAGUUUUAUUGCUAAGAUUAAAAUUUAGGAAUGCAAAAACACGAAGUAAAAGUAUUGUCAACAUUUACGUGAAAAACACAAAUGCAUGACUUCCCAUCAAUUAGUUGUAGAUAUUUUGGUAGACUCCUUUCUACAUCUUAGACUGCCAGGCAAGAGCUCUUGCCUUUGUCUUUAAGUCUGUGUGCACUCUGUUCUUAACUCCAGCUGAAAUGUUUGUGUUUAAAGCCAUUUGUAAAUUCUACUAAAAAUGUAACUGUUGGGCCUGAUUUCUGUGCCUUUUGUGAAGUGUUGGAAAUCUUUAGAAAUAUUGAAAUAAUCUGUAUUGUCUUAAGCCAUUGCUUUCCCUCAGACAUGAAACGGUGCCACUGUGUUCAUUUGGAUACAGUGAUGUUUAUUGACAUGCCCCAAAAUAUUCCAAUAAAGGAUGUGGAGAAAAUU